AUGACUGCUCCUGUCUCAGGUAGGAAGACCCCCGUGGACUAUGGCGUACAGAUUCGCUUUAUAAAUGACCUGCAGGACACCGGAGGGGGAGUGAGUGGGCAGCCUCGGAAAGAGCCAUCAAAAAAGCCUCCAAAAAAGCCACCGUCUCGCUAUGGAGUGGCAGUGAGGGUGCAGGGCAUUGGUGGGCAGCCCUAUGUUGUACUGAAAGAGGGAGAAAAAGGAGAUUCUUAUGGAGUACAGCUGAGAACCCAACCACCUGCUUACAGCAGCCUGCCUAGGAGGAGAGAGGAUGGGGUAAUCCAGGGGCCGUAUUUCUCGUCUGGAGAGAACACCCCCCUGCGUCGGGCUCAAUCUCAUGGCUCCCUGUUGGAUAGAGAAGACGGCAGCGAAGACUUCACAGAUCAACUCCGACGUCCGCUUGGAGAUGGACGCUCUGGUAGCUACGGAAACCUGGAUGGAGGUAUUGGUAUGGGAGCAGACAGGGAGCUGCCCAGAGAAAGGAUGGAGAGAAAUCAGUGGGGUGGAUCCUACCAGACAGGGCUGAAUGGCACUUUAGGAAGAGGGAGAGCUGGAGGCAGUCAUUACACCUCAUCAGAAUCAGUUGAAAUAUCUCCAUACAACCAGCACACUCACAGCCAAUCAGCUCCCAACUCCAUCCGUCAGACGCCUGCCCACAGACUGCACAGCUCUGCAGCACAGGCGGGUAACACUGGGACCAACACCAAGGGGCGCUAUCCCAUCCCAAAUGCAGACAACAGACCCACCUCAACCUCACCGUUACCCGCUCCAUCUCUCAUCCUAAACACAUACUCUUCACCGCAGUCUUCCUCACCUGCUUCUGCCUACAGCAGCCUGGGCCGCGGCUCAAGUUCUGUCGCCAAGGUCACGGCUGUCUCUUCAUCUGCUUCAGUUGAUGGACAUGUAACUCCUGACCUUUUGAUGGACCAGGGUCAAAGUUCAGGGUCAGAGUUCUCAACUGAAGAUCAGAUACAGCAGAUAAUCUACGAUGGUCUACGUCAAGGGAGUACAGAGGGAGAUGGUGUCAUUAAGCACAGAGUUCGAGUCAUCUGUAAUAAAAUUCAAGGACUGAAGGUGAACAGAUCUGAUGACUCCUUGAAGGAGGAGCUUGAGAAAUGUCUGGAUGAAAAUGUACAGCUGCAGGAACAUCUGGGACGGAAGAAUACAGAGCUGCACCAAACACAUUCAGAGCUAACUCAAUUACGAAUGGACAGAGAGAAUGCAGAAUCUCAUGUUAGAGAGAUGGAGGAUCAGCUGGCAGGACUACAGGAGGAGCUGAGGAGAGAGACAGACAUCAAAGCUCAGGCUGACACUAUGCACAUGGAGUUGAUGCAAGUGAGAGGUGAGUUUGCCGAAGCUGCAGCGCUGUGUCAGAAGCAGGAGGAUAUUCUGAGGCAGAGAGAGAGGGAGCUGACUGCUCUAAAGGGGGCUUUGAAAGAUGAGGUCUCCACACAUGACAAGGAGAUAGAGGCUCUCAGAGAGCAGUACAGCCAAGACAUGGAGAGACUACGAGCAAGCAUGGAGCAGGUUUCACAGUCUCAGGCAAGUAUUGAAGCCGAGCGUCACCGUGUAAACUCUACGGUAAGGUCUCUUCAGCAGCAAUUGGAGGAGAGCAGAGAUGAGGGACACCACUGGAGAGAGCAGUUUCAGUCCAGCAGAGAAGAGCUACGCAACACCAAACAAGAGUUACUCCAGGCUCGUAUGGAGAAAGAGGAGUUUGAGGAGGAGCUGAAAGAUCUGCAGGAGAAAAUCAACACAAUGAAACAGCAGAUCCCAGAUCCCAAACAGACCCAGACAGUCAACCAGGAACUUGAGCGUUGUCAUGCUGACCUACAGAAGGCCCAGGCAGAUAUGGAUAAAUUAAGAACAGAUCUUGACAAGAAGACAAUGGAAAUUGUGUUAUUAAAGAAGAGCAAACAGGAACUUGAAGCAGAGCAGAAAUAUGAGAUUGACAGAUUGAGGGACCAGUCAUGCAGAGAUAAAGAAGAGCUGACUAAAGCUCACGAGAAGGCCAAACAGCUAGCAGAACCUUCAUUGGUGGAGGCCCUGCGCAAGGAGUUGAGUGACAUGCAAGAAGAGGUGAGCAGACUGCGCAGUCAGCUGCUCUCAACUGAAGAAGAGCUGCAGGCAGAGAGAGACAAACUCAGCUCUGCUCAAACCCAAGUAAACAAUCUGACACAUGAGCACAAGGAACUCGAGGAAGCCAAUGCGCGUAUGAGGGAGAGAAUCAUACGCCUGGAGUCUCAGCUGCAGGAGCGCACGUCUCAGAGUAUUGAGGCUGAACAGGAGCAGCAGGAGGAGACCAGGAAACUGAGACAGCAGCUGGAGGAGUCCAGGCAUGAGAACUCCAGACUGGGUGUAGAGCGGGACGAGCUGGCUCGUAAUCUUGAAGAGAAGGAGAAGGACAGAGAUGCUGUCCGCAAGGAGUACACACAGCUCGAGGACCAGAAGAGGCAGCAGGAGAGAGCACUAGACAAACUCAAUAAAGAGAUGGAGCGCUUGUCUGCAGAAUCCCGUGAGGAGGUGCGGCUCCUGCAGGCUCAGCUGGAUGAACAGAAAGGGAAGUGGAGGAAAGAGCAGCAUGACUUACAUAAAAACACCAAAGAGAAGCUCAGUGAGCUGGAGAGAGCACAGAGCACCAUCCAUUCCCUACAGGAACAGUUGGCCCGUCAAAAGAAAGAGCUGUUAUCAAGUUAUGAGGAUCGAGACAAUGCUUUAUUAGAUAAAGAGAUGCUCACCAACCGCCUCAAACAUAUGGAGAGUGAGAUCGAGACACAGCGUACCACACAAAACGACCGCUCGCGAGAGAUCCGCAGCUCGGAAGACAAAAUCAAGCACCUGGAGCUUGAGUUAGAUGAGGAAAAGAACAAUGCAGAGAUGCUGACAGAAAGAAUCACCAGGAGCCGAGAUCAGAUGCUCACCAACCGCCUCAAACAUAUGGAGAGUGAGAUCGAGACACAGCGUACCACACAAAACGACCGCUCGCGAGAGAUCCGCAGCUUGGAAGACAAAAUCAAGCACCUGGAGCUUGAAGAGAAGAACUCUGUGCUGUCCUCUCAGAGGCGUUUGGAGAGGAAACUAAAGGAGCUGAACAUCACCCUGGAUGAGGAGAGACAUCAGCACACAGAGCAGAGAGACCAGCUGACUCUGCGUGUGAAGGCUCUGAAGAGGCAGGUGGAUGAAGGAGAGGCCGAGGCGGAGCGGCUGGAGGGAUUGAGAAGGAAGGCCAUCAGAGACAUGGAGGAGAUGCAGGAACAGAAGGAGGCGCUGCAGUCCAAAGUCACGGCACUAGAGAAUGAACUCAAGAGGAAGAUCCAGCAGGUCAGACAGUCAGCUCUGGAGUCUUCAGUGCUCAGCUCUGAUGAUGAUGAUGAUGAUGGAUUGUAUGAUCAUUCCAGCAUAACCUCCAUCCUCACCGAGAGCAACCUACAGACCAGUUCCUGCUGAAGACCGAGAGAGGAAUCUGGUAUUCCUCUUCAUUGAGGCUUCAUUCAUGGACACGCAAUAACUUCAGUGCUGCUCUAAAAUUCCCACUCUUGGGCUAUAACUGCCAUGCCACAGCACCAUAAUUAUAAAUCAGAUUAUACAAUCUAAGGUUAAAGCAUCUAUAAAACAGAACGACAGCUUUUCACACACUUUGAGACACCUGACAUUUUCACUGUCAGUGAGUCAAAUAGAUUUCAGACAUGGCUUUAUUUAUCUAGACAUCAGUUCCACUUUAGAGACUUUUAUGAGAAAAGCCCUUAAUGAUCCCUUUAUUAUAAACAAAUACCUUUUUAGAGGAGAUCAGUUCAGAGUUGAAGACGUUUAGAAACUGAAUUUCACCUCAGCUCAGGUUAGCAAAUACAAUUUGAGACAUUUUUUUAGUUUAAGUAAUUAGGGGUUAAUAGAAGAAAUAAGAACUUUGAAUAAAGUGAAUUAACAGAGAUGGAGGGAAAGAAACAGGAUUUAAUUUUGUUUUAAGGGUCCUGUGACCGAUUAUGAGCACUGAUGAUUUCAUUAGGAGUGUGUUAAAAGAGGCUGAUGGGAGAUGAAGGAUAUCAGGGUAUUAGAAGAGGAAAUGAACACAGCCGAGAACAUUUCUCCAAAAAUCCAGUUAGCAGAGAGAGAGAGAGAGAAGUCAUCUGAAUGGGGGAAGAAAAAAAUAAAAAGUAUAUGUAACUAUAAUGUAGCAUAGCAAUACAAAGAGAAAUACAGGUAAUAGUUCAAAACAUGCAUCUAAGGAGGAAAAUCAAGUUUUAGUUUGAAGAAAGAGAUUAUAUUUCAAUCUCUGUUUAGACUCCAGCUCUUCAUAACACACUUAUUUCCUUAUGUUCCUUAUGAGUAAGUUCCAGGUACGAGUGAACCAGCACUACACAGAUGCAUCAGUGAUGCUAAAAUACAACAUAAUCACAAUAAAGACAUUUGCAUUUCAGCCAUACUUACUUUACUGCUAUGUUCGUACAAAUGCUGAACUUAAAGAAUGAGAUUCAAGUUCAGUGCUGAUGUACCUGUAGCAAGUGUAAUUUAGCAUUAUAAAACAGCAGAGCGUUUCUGAAUCAACUGCACUGUGAAAUUCUGUCUUUUCUGUUAUGCAAUUAUUGUAUAUUUUUUAGGUGAAAGCACAGCUAGUGUUUCGGUUUCCACCAAAAUUAUUAAUCGAUAACCGACAGGCUAAAAGACAAA
Sinocyclocheilus grahami is the source of this 4683-nucleotide messenger RNA. Its product is annotated as cingulin-like. The record is from RefSeq and is a predicted model, not a curated record. The transcript has 20 exons. NCBI's taxonomy places the organism in Eukaryota, Metazoa, Chordata, Actinopteri, Cypriniformes, Cyprinidae. Gene Ontology annotation, molecular function: microtubule binding. Gene Ontology annotation, cellular component: myosin complex; bicellular tight junction. Gene Ontology annotation, biological process: microtubule cytoskeleton organization. The coding region runs from base 1 to 3465 and encodes 1154 amino acids.